This is a messenger RNA of Porites evermanni, 4781 nucleotides long. Lineage: Eukaryota; Metazoa; Cnidaria; Anthozoa; Scleractinia; Poritidae. The record is from the annotation of a GenBank genome assembly.
AUGAGGCCUUACGAAAAGCAAAUUCUGGAAAAAAGGCUGAAAGAGUUUCAGUACGAAGUGAUACCUAACGAACUGCUCCCUUUUCUGCCUUGCCUAAUACCAGAGGAUAAAGAAGAAAUUAAGGCAAAUCAGACGAACCAUGGAGCUAUAAGGGCAACUGAGGUCCUUGUAGAUCGACUUAAACGAAGACAUGAAGGCUUUCAAAACUUUGUACAGGCUUUAAGAAAAUGUGGCAGCGAACACACUGCGCUUCUCUUGGACCCGAACUAUGACUACAGAGGCAAGUAAUUUAAGACUCUCAUAAUUCUUCAAAUCUGAUGUAUAUAAAAGUUAUUUCGUAUCUUUUCUCCUUAUACAAUUACUGAGGAAAAGAGUUGAUUGUGCAAGGUAUUCGGCCCUUAUUAAGAAACUGAAAGUCCUAAGGGGAAAGACGUGUAUAUGGGGGAUGCCCUCUCUGUCCCCUUUAUAGUCUCUUGGCUUAGAUUAAUUGUCAUGUCCACAAACUUGGAAUAUAGAGCAAGAGAAAGACAGAGAAAAAGAGAAAAAGCAGCAUGCCAGCGAAACUCAACGAGAAAAAGGGCGAUAGAGAUCUAGAGCGAGAGACAAAAAACAAAGGAGACAUUUUUUGUUGGAAGAACAACAUGAAAAUUUGGUAGCGGCAGUGAAAAAAAGUGAACAAGAACACUUACGACAUUUUCUCCAUAAAAAAGUUUCUCGAAGUUUCACGUUUUAGUCGUGCAAAACAACGGCAAAGAAAUGUACAAAAAAAGUGUGCUUCCCGUGCAAAAUUGCUUUUUUGCUAAUUAGACCUACUGUCAUUUUUUCACCGUUCUCCGGCAGGGCGGAUAAAGGUUGGGCGGUGAAACGAGCGCUCCGCUCUUCAUUUAAUGUGUGAAGCGGAGUAGGACUGGCACGAGCGCUCUUUCCCCGCUUCCAGUGCCCUUGAAGGCCGGCGAAAUUUUUCUUUUUGCAAACCGGAAAUCCUAUUUUCUUUCUGUAAUUUCAGGCUACAAUGUUAAAUAGAUAAAUUCCUUUCAUAAAAAUAUCAAUAAACAGUUUCAUAUGUUUGUGUUUGUUUGCCUAUAAGUCAAACUUGUUGGUCGUACGAUGCCAAAACUUGAGUUUAAUUUGAAAGUGUUGAAUACCUCCUCCUUCCACUAAUUAUCACCUAAUCGUCUUUCGCCGUUUCGUUUGCAAAAGCUUAACACUUCUUAACCUAAAUUUUUACAUAUGUUAAAGGGAGAUAAAUUUUAGAGAACAUAACAAAAAAUUAGAUUGAUAUAUUUUGAUAUAGUGGCGUUGUACUGCUUCAAACUAUGCUUCUCGGGUGCAACGCGCCAUGGCGAUUCGCGCAAUGCGUCGCAAAUCCGGCAACCGCAUGUAAACAAAAUGUAUUGAGGUUAGUUGUAAGGUUUUUUCUCCGUUUUUCUCUCUAAAACAAAACAAGGUAAACAAUAAAAACUGAGGGGAAACUAAUUUUGAAGUUUUGAAGAAACAGAAAGACGUAUGAGAUGUUUUUUUCAAAAUUAAAAAGAAGGAUGAUGGUGAUUGGAAUUAGCAUAAUUUCACCUUGCACGAGCUGCACGCACUUAUAAAAUACACGUUAUCUAGUUAUGAAACCGAUCUGCUGUCUUUUAGUUUUGCCAUGGAUGACAUGGAUGAGAUUUUCCUUCGUUUUUUAGACAGUACUUAGUUGUUUUUGUUUUGGAAUGACAUCGACAUUGGCGAGUAGUAGAACGAAAAUAGAAUUCAGUGGUAGAGUCAUGGAAGUAAUAAAAGAAACCCUUUGUCUACUCCAACUAAACCUCCCGCAAAAAAUAGCAACAUUUGCCUCUCGGAAACAGCGUACCAGCACAAAGGAACGAGGAAGAAAUGCAUAAAAAAAAAAAAAAAAAUCAAGCCGCCAUAAUUCAGUGACAGCGGCAGUGUCUAAUGGACAAACCACAUCGCAAGCCCUGACCGAAGUCGAAAACAAGCGACAUUCCGCUCUGUUCUCCCGGCGUUGCCUUAGCCGCUUAGCAUUACACGAUUUUAAUUUUGUUUGAACAAACUAUAAAUAUUACCUUCGCUUUUAGCCCUGGCUAAAUCUAUAUAUUAAUGAAGUUAUGUUAUGAAAUUUAUUUCACGCAGAUGAUAAUGACGAUGAACAAACCGCUGACCCUGAUGGAUCCGGCCUCCAUUUUAAACUGAUCGGGACAGCUAUUGGUUGGUUUCCUUGUUCUUUUUUGUUUGUUUGUUUGUUUAUCUGUCUGUCCGUUUGUUUUAGUCCUGUUUUAGUCCUUUUUUCAUUAAUUUCAGCAUUAUUGGCCCGAAUACAGUACCAAUUUUCAGCAUUGUUGGCCCAAAUACAGUAUCAAAACUACCGUUAUAAAAACAAUUCUAUUUCCGCCUCAUUGGUUUGCUGAAAACAAAGCGGGGUAUCUUUUUAUUUAUUUAUUUAUUUAUUAUUAUUAUUAUUAUUAUUAUUAUUAUUAUUAUUAUCAUAACUAUAACAAAAUUCCCAAAUCUGAUUGGUUAUCAACUGCCCUGAUUCCAGCCUUAAUUGGACAGUUUAAUAGGACAGUACGCGUCAUCACGCGCGCGCUUAAAUGGCUUUUUUUUUUCACUGCUAGCAAAACAAAAUUUCGAAUUUCUUGUGUUUUGAUUUAAAAAAUAGCCUAUUAUAUCACAAAUUUUGUUAAAGUAAUGAUUAAUUGGUAACAGAUCUUCGUGUCGUCCAAUUCGAUCUGUAAUCAUACUCGUGAUUAAACAAAUCGGACUCCCGCUACGCGGUCGUCCGAUUUUGUUAAUCACUCGUAUGAUUACAGACCAAAUUGGACUCCACUCAGUUCGAGGUUGUCCGCUAUAGUUAGCCAGUGAUUCCAUUUGCUUUUAUCGAAAUGGAUGGAUGAACAUUGAUUGCUUUUUUGAUAUUCAAAUCAUUUCCAGUGACAUACAAAUCAGGUCAAAGAGAAAGUAAAAUCAACUAUUACAGCUGAUUCUUAAGUCGCGGCACAAGCCGAUUAAUAAAAUGGAUUUACAAAGAGAUAGAGCGGUUUUCACUUGACUGUCGAAAGGGAUUGGUUUUGGUUUUGGUUUUGGUUUUACUAUGCCCUUUGGUUGGCUAGUGUAUUUACUUUGGUUUUGGUUUUACGACAGUCAAGUGAAAACCGCUCUAUACGAAUUGCUCUUAAUUACUGAAUAGAAAACAACAACCUCAUAACAGCCUGCAAACCACUAAGCUGAAACUUACCUCAUGGGCCCCUUUCAAACGUUAGAUUUCUGAUAUGAGUGCCGAACACCUAUUUCAGUCGAUGAAAGUAAUUAAAUUCGGCAGUUGAUGAACACGUCAGAUAUGAUGGUGCCGAAUUUAACUCCGUUUGUUGAACAGGGGUCUUUUUUGCAUGAGAAUGCGCGACCGCUGAACAAGUGAUGUGCAUGCAUAGAGGCUCUGACAUGGUCUGCCUUCAUCAAAAUGGCGUGUCUCAAAGCUGUCAUCGCGAUUAUUUUGCUUGUUGGUCUUGGAGAACGUGCUCGUGAUUUAACAAAAUGUGUAGUUUGCAAAAAAAGAAACUCUAACAUUGUCUCAAAAGCGAAGUAGACCGGUUUUAACAUAUACCACGAGCUACUAUCAAAUUUCAUCUCCAGACUUGACCUGGUCAACAGCGCGCGUUAAUGUAGUGCUUGUAGGAUUGCACUGACCUCAUCAAAGUCUAACUGACAAAGUGCCGUAACGUUUGUUGAUGUAAGAAACAGUUUCAAUUUUCUUUGUUUUGAAAAGGGAAAGGAACACACACAAAAAAAACAUAGCAAAUUUGAGCGUGUGGGUUCGAAGGUGCGCAAAAGCCGGUAUUCAGUUCAGCAGGGAAUUAAUAUAUCAUCUACAAUUUUCCCAGCACAUUAAAGCAAAAAAAUUGAGAGCAAACGAGACGUAGAUUAGUCACCUGGUGAAAUGUCGGUGGUAGUUACUGAGCCUAAUUUGCAUAAAAUCUUAUAAUGAUCAUAACCUUGCGAAAAUUUACCAGAACCCAUCAAAAUUUAGCAACGUCUAAGAUAUUGGUAAACUUAAUUUUCCUGUUACUCAAGAAACCAUAUUUUUGCGUCACGUGACCAGUUAAGGUCAACUCCAGGAAAGACGAGAAAACUAAAAAUGGGGUGGCGAGAUGCCAUACAGUAGAUAUUAAAUACAUUAUUUUUGUUAUUCUGUAAUGGUUCCUAGCAUGAAUCUGGCCGGAAUGGUUGUCUCCAAUUUUUAUUUAAUUAACAAUUAAGCAAAAUAGGAUCUUUUGAAGAAAAUAAAAAUUCUUUCCGUUCCGUUCCAUUCCUACCCCAUUUAGCAUUUUCUUUUGAAUAGCAUUAUGACGUCACGUUUCACGUGACCACAUCAGUUCAACCGUAAUCUAUUCAAUGCCUCAAAAGACAAUUCCCGAAAGUUUUUACUAACUUUUAGAAUUAAAAUGCCGAGACCAAAAAUUGAGCCAUACCUUAAUAUGCUUGGGUAAGGGAACAACUUUCCAUUCCAACUGAUAACGGCGUGGUAGUCGCCCGCUGAUCGUUAUUAAUCCACUCCCGAAAUACGGCUAAAUCAGGUACCCACAAAUUAUUGACAAAAAUUCUCCACUGCAUCAAGAAAGUAAUUUAGAUUCGAUUUAUAGACAAACACUAAAUAAAGAACAUUUUGCUCAAUAGCUUCCCACAACAAUGCAUUCUAUGCCAAACAUUGUGGUUCUUGAAGGGGAAUCAAGACACGAGUCGAGCGCCAAACAACAACAAGCAGCCAAGUUCGUGUCAGACAUGCUUGA